AUGUCGGUUUCACAUACGCCCGUGAACUCCCCCCGUCGCAGUCGCGUGCUUGCAGCUUCUCCAACUAACUCCAGCAACAGGGCGAAACUCGUUAAUGAUCCCCAGAUCAAAUAUGCUUCGCUGCAUAACCCUCUCCCCUUUUAUCUGCACACUUAUGUCUGGCCGUUUUUGAUCAUCUGGCCCGCGUUCUUUGCCUUCUACCUUUCCCCCGAGCGCUACGACAAGUAUAUCCAGGGCCAGGAAUGGACAUUUGUGUGGUCGGGGACUAUCAUUACAUUCCAGUCCCUUUUGUGGUUGAUGACAAAAUGGAGUAUCAACAUCAACACGUUCUUCACCAUGACCAGGUCCAGAUCUGUCGACUCCGCCCAGCUGAUCAAGAUCAUCCCCGUCACUAACGCGGGCUCUGCUGAGAUCUGCCCCUUGAUUCAUGACAAUACCGGCGGGAAGGAGACCAUUUCGGUUCUGUUCCAGAAGCGUCGUUUUCUCUUCUAUCCGGAGUCUCGAUCCUUCGCCCCUCUGUCCUACGUGCUUGAUGCGGAACCCAAACCGGCCAUCAAGUAUUUCCAGCAGAGCCAUGGUUUGGUCUCCAAGGAGGAGAUUGACCGCGUGCAGCAUCACUACGGAGACAACAAGUUCGAUAUCCCUGUUCCCGGAUUCAUUGAGCUUUUUAAAGAGCAUGCGGUGGCGCCCUUCUUUGUCUUCCAGGUCUUCUGCGUCGGCCUGUGGAUGUUGGAUGAAUAUUGGUACUACUCGUUGUUCACGCUCUUUAUGCUUGUGGCGUUCGAGAGCACGGUUGUGUGGCAACGCCAAAGGACGUUGAGUGAGUUCCGUGGGAUGAAUAUCAAACCCUACGAUGUGUGGGUAUAUCGCGAGCGGAAAUGGCAGGAAAUCACCAGCGACAAGCUUCUCCCCGGCGAUCUCAUGUCUGUUAAUCGGACAAAGGAAGAUAGCGGUGUGGCUUGCGAUAUUCUCUUGAUUGAGGGCAGCGCGAUCGUCAAUGAGGCCAUGCUCUCGGGAGAAAGCACGCCAUUGUUGAAGGAUUCAAUACAGCUCAGACCUCACGAUGACCUUAUUGAACCAGAUGGAUUAGACAAGAAUUCUUUCGUCCAUGGUGGCACGAAGGUGCUGCAGAUUUCUCAUCCCAACACGAGUGCCGACACCGCUGAAAACCCGCAACAUGUUGCAUCUGAUAUUCCUGCUCCCCCCGACAAUGGCGCUCUGGGUGUCGUUGUGAAGACCGGAUUCGAGACCAGUCAAGGUAUCCUUGUGCGCACCAUGAUCUACUCCACCGAGCGUGUUUCUGCCAACAACGUCGAGGCGUUGCUUUUUAUCCUGUUCCUCCUGAUUUUCGCUCUCGCUGCCUCAUGGUAUGUGUGGCAAGAAGGUGUGUCGAAGGAUCGCAAGAGGUCUAAGUUGCUCCUUGACUGUGUCCUCAUCAUCACGAGUGUUGUUCCUCCCGAGCUUCCUAUGGAACUUAGUCUCGCUGUCAACACUAGCCUUGCUGCGCUCAGUAAAUUUGCAAUCUUCUGCACCGAGCCUUUCCGGAUUCCAUUUGCCGGACGUGUUGAUGUUGCCUGCUUUGACAAAACCGGUACGCUGACUGGAGAGGAUCUCGUUGUUGACGGUAUCGCCGGCCUCACGUUGGGUGUCAAAGGCGCCAAGGUCGAGCCCGAUGGCGCCCACACGGACAUUUCAAAGACAGACAGCAUCGGAGCCCAUACGGCUCUUGUACUUGCUAGUGCCCAUGCCUUGGUGAAAUUGGACGAAGGGGAAAUUGUGGGUGAUCCUAUGGAGAAAGCUACUCUGCAGUGGCUUGGCUGGGUCUUGGGAGAAGAUGACAUCCUUACGCGUAAGAAUGCUGUAGGAGGGUGGUCUUCUGUCGUUCCUGAGUCGGUUCAAAUUAAGAGGAGAUUCCAGUUCUCUUCCGCUCUGAAGCGCCAAAGCACUAUCGCAACGGUUGUCACCAGCGACCGCAGGACAUCUAGGAAAACGAGAAGCACUUUCGUGGGUGUCAAGGGUGCGCCUGAGACUAUCAGAACCAUGUUGGUCAACACGCCUCCAAACUACGAGGAGACGUUCAAGUUUUUUACACGAAACGGAGCUCGGGUUCUUGCACUUGCCUACAAAUACCUUUCUCCUGAAGCAGAACUUUCUCAGGGUCGCAUUAAUAACUAUGUCCGAGAAGAGAUCGAGUCGGAAUUAACAUUCGCUGGUUUCCUCAUUCUUCAGUGCCCUCUCAAGGAGGACGCUGUCAAGGCCGUCCGGAUGCUGAAUGAGAGCAGCCACCGUGUAGUCAUGAUCACCGGUGACAAUCCCUUGACUGCUAUCCAUGUAGCUCGCCAAGUGGAGAUUGUCGACCGCGAUGUUCUGAUUCUCGACGCUCCCGAAAAUGAUUUCUCUGGGACGAAGCUCGUUUGGCGGAGCAUUGACGACAAGUUCAACCGUGAAGUUGAUCCCAGCCAGCCUCUUGAUCCGGAGAUACUCAAGACCAAAGACAUUUGCAUCACCGGCUAUGCCUUGGCCAAGUUUAAGGGUCAAAAGGCCCUUCCGGAUCUUCUUCGCCAUACCUGGGUCUACGCUCGUGUUUCUCCGAAGCAAAAGGAAGAUAUUCUUCUAGGUCUCAAAGAUGCCGGCUACACCACGUUGAUGUGCGGCGAUGGCACUAAUGACGUCGGAGCAUUGAAGCAGGCUCACAUCGGCGUUGCGCUUUUAAAUGGUUCUCCGGAAGAUCUGGCCAAGAUCGCAGAGCAUUAUCGAAACACGAAGAUGAAGGAGAUCUAUGAAAAGCAGGUCGCCAUGAUGCAGCGAUUCAACCAGCCGGCCCCACCUGUUCCUGUCCUGAUUGCCCAUCUUUAUCCUCCUGGUCCAACUAAUCCACACUACCAGAAGGCCAUGGAAAGGGAGUUGCAGCGAAAGGGUGCCGCAAAUCAAGCUGGAGCUGAACCGAUUCCAACUAUCACUUCUCCCGGUGCUCAGGCGCUGCAGCAGCAGAAUCUGACGCCGAAGCAACAGCGGCAACAGCAAGCUUCUGUUGCGGCUGCUGGCCUUGCUGAUAGGCUCACCACAUCCAUGUUGGAGCAGGAACUUGACGACAGUGAACCUCCAACGAUCAAGCUCGGAGAUGCCUCAGUUGCUGCACCCUUCACAAGCAAACUGGCCAAUGUCAUUGCCAUCCCUAACAUCAUUCGCCAAGGCCGUUGCACGCUUGUGGCUACGAUCCAGAUGUAUAAGAUUCUUGCCCUGAACUGUUUGAUCACAGCCUACAGUCUGAGUGUCAUUUACUUGGAUGGAAUCAAGUUUGGAGAUGGACAGGUAACUAUCAGCGGCAUGUUGAUGAGUGUCUGCUUCCUCUCCAUUUCUCGUGCGAAGUCCGUGGAAGGUCUGUCGAAGGAGCGCCCGCAGCCUAACAUUUUCAACAUGUACAUCAUUGGCUCUGUCCUUGGACAGUUUGCGAUCCACAUUGCCACGUUGAUCUACCUGUCGAACUAUGUCUACUCCGUUGAACCACGUCAAAGCGACAUUGACCUUGAGGGCGAAUUCGAGCCAUCCCUUCUCAACAGUGCCAUUUAUCUCCUCCAGCUUAUUCAGCAGAUUUCUACCUUCUCUAUCAACUACCAGGGCCGUCCGUUCAGAGAGUCGAUCCGCGAGAACAAGGCCAUGUACUGGGGUCUCGUCGCUGCUUCGGGCGUCGCCUUCUCCUGCGCAACCGAAUUUAUUCCAGAGAUCAACGAGAAACUCCGCCUUGUGCCGUUCACUACCGAGUUCAAAGUCACGCUCACUGUUCUCAUGGUCGUUGACUAUGCUGGCUGCUGGGUCGUCGAGAAUGUACUGAAGGUUUUGUUCAGCGAUUUCCGACCUAAGGAUAUCGCUGUGCGCCGACCAGAUCAGCUACAGCGUGAGACGGAGCGGAAGAGUAAGGAGCUGCUAGAGUCCGGGGUUGAGAAGACACAGUAG
Messenger RNA from Monascus purpureus, 3954 nucleotides. Lineage: Eukaryota; Fungi; Ascomycota; Eurotiomycetes; Eurotiales; Aspergillaceae. The record is from the annotation of a GenBank genome assembly.